AUGUUGCCCUCAUCGGUGCGGCGCGUGGUCGCCUCGGCCCCUCAGUCGCCCCUCGUCUCCUCCCUCAGCACCUCCGCUCCGAGAGCGGCUGCGACCUUCAACCUCCAACAGGUCCAGAGACCCGGCGGCCACCAGAGACGAUGGUCCUCUUCGAGUCCCUCGAGUCCGAACAACAACGGCUCCAAGGAGACACCCGCCGGCCAGAACGUCCACGCCUCGGCGUCAAGCUCGAACGCCAAGGCCAGCGGCGAGAAGCGGAAACGGAAGAGCAAGGACAGCGCCAACAGAGAUGCUGCGCAAAAGCUGCCCAGCGUGCCUAGCACACAACACCUGUCGCAAGAGGCCCUGGGACUGUCGACCUUCUUCUCCCUCCACCGGCCGAUAUCAGUGACCCACAGCAUGCCCAAGAGUGUCACCGAAGAGGCUUUCGCCGCCAUUUUCAAGCCUCGAACCCGCGCCAACAAGACCGCCGAUGUCAUCAACACGCUAUCAAGGACGGCCGACGAUAUCGAGGGCGCUAUGGCGAAGAUGACCGUCACAAACCAGGAGGUCGAUGCGUCAGGCGAGCCUGUCCAGAAGAUUGACCUCAAGCACGCCGACGGCAGCGAGUCGAGCGUCUAUGUCCAGCUGAAUGCCAUGGCCGGACAAUUCGUUCCCUUCCGCCCUCCCCCAGCGCCUCAGCAGGAGGGUGUCACCGAUGCCCACGCCGAGUCCGCCGUUGAGGACGUAGUUGACGAUGCCCCCCACCACCGCGUCUACAAGGCCAUGUUCACGAUCGAGGAGAGCACCGACGCCGACGGACAGAUCCAGGUCCUCGCCCACAGCCCCAAGAUCAUGAACGAGGAGGCCCCGCGCUCGUUCCUCGAGCGCAUGGCCCAGCGCCAGAUGAGAUUCGACGAGGCGCAAGGCAACGACACCAUGCACGCCCUUAGUGUUAGACGUCAGCGCAAGCUCAAGAUGAAGAAGCACAAGUACAAGAAGCUGAUGAGGCGUACGCGCAACCUGCGUCGCAAGCUAGACAGAAUAUAA
This is a messenger RNA of Colletotrichum chrysophilum, 1029 nucleotides long. RefSeq lists its product as uncharacterized. Gene Ontology annotation, cellular component: mitochondrion. The record is from RefSeq and is a predicted model, not a curated record. Bases 1 to 1029 code for a protein of 342 amino acids. The transcript is spliced from 2 exons. Lineage: Eukaryota; Fungi; Ascomycota; Sordariomycetes; Glomerellales; Glomerellaceae. Gene Ontology annotation, biological process: mRNA processing.